Messenger RNA from Dreissena polymorpha, 1933 nucleotides. RefSeq names its product sodium/glucose cotransporter 4-like. The record is from RefSeq and is a predicted model, not a curated record. Gene Ontology annotation, biological process: transmembrane transport. Gene Ontology annotation, cellular component: plasma membrane. The transcript is spliced from 17 exons. Lineage: Eukaryota; Metazoa; Mollusca; Bivalvia; Myida; Dreissenidae. Gene Ontology annotation, molecular function: D-glucose:sodium symporter activity. Bases 29 to 1933 code for a protein of 634 amino acids.
CUCGUAUUAAAUUGCAGAUUGAGUUACCAUGGCGACUGUGGCUGGUACCUAUCUCCACGUGUCUGACAUAGUAGUCAUCAUCGUCUACUUCCUGCUCGUGCUAUUCGUGGGAUUAUGGAGUUCACGGAAGAACAGCGGUAGCGCUGGCGGGUAUUUCCUUGCCGGACGAAAUAUGAACUGGAUUCCGGUCGGAGCCUCGUUGUUUGCCAGCAACAUCGGCAGCCGCCACUUCGUCGGCAUGGUCGGCUCGGGGGCAUCCACCGGCAUAGCCAUUUACCUGUAUGAGCUGAACGCCAUGUACGUGCUGAUGAUACUUGCCUACAUAUUUCUUCCCGUAUACAUCGCAUCUGGGGUUUUUACGAUGCCGGAGUACCUGAAAUUGCGAUUCGGCGGGAACCGGAUACAGAUCUAUCUGGCCGUGUUGGCGCUUCUAGUCUACAUCUUCACCAAGAUCUCAGCAGAUUUAUACGCAGGGGCCAUUUUCAUCGAGCAGUUCCUUAACUGGAACAUCUACCUCUCCAUUCUAGUGCUUCUUGCCGUCGCUGCAGUAUUUACAAUAGCGGAUAAGUAUGGGCUGGGCGGCCUGACAGCGGUCAUCUGGACUGACUUCAACCAGACCAUCAUCAUGUUGAUAGGAGCACUCGUCUUGGCAGUCAUGGCGUUCAUAGAGGUGGGCGGUAUUGCCGGGAUAAAAGCAAAGUACCCGGAUGCUGUCUCCAACCACAGGCGCUACAGCGAGACGAACAGCACGUGCGGGCGGCCACGUGGGGACUACAUGCACCUAUUCCGGGACCCUGUUACGGGAGACAUACCCUUGCCGGGCCUGGUGGGUAUCACAUUCAACUCAAUAUGGUACUGGUGUUCGGACCAGGUAAUAGUUCAGCGCACCCUGGCGGGAAAGACGUACGACCACGCGAAGGCGGGUACGAUCCUGUGCGCGUACAUCAAGAUACUUCCGCUCUUUAUGCGUGUACUUCCGGGCAUGAUUGCGCGCAUUCUGUUAACAGACCGUGGAUGUACAGACCCGGAAAUAUGUAAAGAAGUGUGUGGCAGUCCAGGGGGAUGUUCCAACGUAGCAUACCCCACCCUUGUAGUUAACCUAAUUCCUCCGGGUGCGCGCGGAAUGAUGCUCGCGGUUAUGAUGUCAGCGCUGAUGUCAUCGUUGACGUCAAUAUUCAACAGCAGCAGCACCAUAUUCGCCAUGGAUAUCUGCACUCACAUCCGGAAGAAGGCGUCCGAACUGGAGCUGAUGAUUGUGGGAAGGAUGUUCGUGAUUGUCCUCGUCGUGAUUAGUAUCAUCUGGAUCCCGGUCCUACGGCUGACUGGUACCGAGCUCUUUGUGUAUAUCCAGGAGGUGUCGAGUUUUCUACAGCCGCCUAUCUGCUGUAUUUAUCUCCUGGCCAUAUUUUGGCCUCGCCUCAACGCACUUACCUUCUGGGGCUUAGUUUUCGGUAUGUUGGUCGGCCUGGCCCGCUUCGUGGGCGAGUACUCAUUCAAAGCGCCCGUGUGUGGGGAGGAGGACACCCGCCCCGGUAUUAUCAAGAACUUCCACUAUCUAUACUUCUCCAUAUUUUUGUUCGUUGUUACCGGAAUGGUCGCCACUAUCGUUACUAUGGCGACCAAACCCAUCAAUCGCCGCUGUUUGUACCGGCUCACAUUCUGGAUGCGGCACAGCAAGAAGCCGCGCCUGGAUAUCGACUCCAUGCACGCGAAAUACUCGAGCUCGAGCAGUGAAACCUCCUCCGAGUCGAAUGAACGCGAGAUGCAGGUGCUCAAACAAACAGAGGAGAGUGGGGAUGUGCCACAAAAGCUAGACGGUAACGAAGGGGUUGACGUGAUAGUGGACGACUCGGAUCAUAACACAAAACACGCGUACUGCGUGGACAUAGAUGACGUGAUUGUAACAACACCAUUCAACGAGGACAUGGCUUAA